UUGAAAAUAUGAAUUUACAAACAAGUCGAUAUUUGAUACAAAAUAUUAAUUAAUCAAUUUUUGUUCUUUUUUUUCAAUCACGGUAAAAAAGUAAAAAAGUUUUCCGUUACAAACAUUAAAUGAAAGCAUGGCAAUUGCACUUUUUUCAUUGCACACUUGUCCUCCUUUAAACAACAACAUCAAAGAGUGAACACAGAAAACCAGUUAAAGGAAUUCUUUUCAACAAUACUUCGAUGCAACCUUCUACUCUCAUUAUAAACUUUAAAUUGAUCUUGACAGUGUUCGAGUGGUCAAUGGAAUAAAACAAAUGAAUGAAAAAUUUAACAGUCAAGUAACGAAAGUGAGCAACAAUAAAUAAAGAAGAUAAUUGAAUGCAUUUAAGAAUUAAAUGACUAUUGGCAUCAAAGACAUUUAUCGAUGCAAAUGAACAUUACUUUUAUUUUAUAAAAUUGUGAGAAAAAAGUGACAAUGGAAUGUAUAAUUAGUUUUGAAAUAUAAAUAAGUGCAAAUAAAAAUGAAAAUAGUAAAGUUAAAUAAAAAUGGCUUAGUAAAAAUUGAAAAUGACUCGCGAAUGAAUAUAAAUAAUAUAAAUAUAGAACGUCAACACACAUAAAAACUAUUUAUAAAAAGUGAAAUGUUAUUCAUGUGCAAGAAUUAUUUUUGCUCAGAGUUUUCAUCUGUUUUCCGGAUUAUCAUCAUAUAAUUAGUAUAAGUGGUCGAGAGAUUAAAUAGAAAAAUAUGCUCCACAAUAAACCAUUAUGACAAAAACAACGAACAUGAUUGAUAACAAUAAAAUCAAUAUUUGGAACAAGAAUGUGAACAUAGAGGAUUCAUUAAUUGAUUAUCCGCGUGCUGUAAAUAACAUCAGAAGUAGCAAUUUAAAUAAAUCUGAAUGGCUAUCAGACUUUAAUAAUAAUAAUAAUAAUAAUUACUCUAGUGUUCUGGCAGAAUUACUGACUGCUGGAGUUGAGACGAAUUUUAAUAUAACAUUAGCACGUCGUGAUGCUUUAUAUAUUGUUAUUCCUAUCACCAUCAUCUAUGCAAUCAUCUUCCUCACUGGAUUAAUAGGAAAUGUGUCUACGUGUGUGGUGAUUGCAAGGAAUCGAUCUAUGCACACAGCAACUAAUUAUUAUUUAUUCAGUCUUGCUCUAUCUGAUCUACUACUACUUGUCUCCGGAUUACCUCCAGAAAUGUACUAUAUUUGGUCACAUUUUCCAUAUAUCUUUGGAGAAGCUUUUUGCAUUAUUCAAAGUUUUGCUGCUGAAACAUCUGCAAAUGCGACGAUACUUACCAUUACAGCUUUUACUAUUGAAAGAUACUUAGCUAUUUGUCAUCCUUUUUUGUCUCACACAAUGUCGAAACUUUCCCGGGCGGUGAAAUAUAUUGUGGCUAUUUGGCUUCUGGCUCUAUGUUUGGCUAUACCUCAAGCAAUUCAGUUUGGGGUGGUUUACUCUCAUGAGAUGAACGGUAGUAUGAUUCCGGACACCGCAAUGUGUUCUAUUAAAUGGGUAAUAAUUGAGCAUGCAUUUGAAAUAUCAACAAUUUUACUGUUCGUUGGGCCUAUGACUAUUAUCACAGUUCUUUAUAUUCUCAUUGGCAUUAAACUAAGACAUUCAAGGCUACUUACAAAUGUAAAAAGGAAUCCACUUCCUGGUUGUCUUAAUCAUGGAGAUAGUGGCAAAUCUAGAGGAGUCGCACAACGAAAUGUCAUCCGGAUGCUUGUUGCAGUGGUGGUUGCUUUUUUUAUUUGCUGGGCUCCAUUUCAUGCACAAAGAUUAUUGGCAGUAUAUGCUCAAAAUACGGCAAAUGAACCUCGGGCUGCACUAGUCACAAUAUAUACAGUCCUCACAUAUAUUUCAGGAAUAUUUUAUUAUCUCUCAACUACUGUUAACCCUCUCCUCUACAACAUUAUGUCUAAUAAAUUUCGUGAAGCUUUUAAGAGUAUGUUGGCACAACACUGUAGCACGAAAAGAUCAUCACAAAAAGAUAAUCCACUGAGACAGACGUAUAGUGGUCUUUCUCGCAAUGCAAAAUCGACAAAUAAACAACCAGAUCCACAAUCAUCUUCUUCUGCAAGUGACGACAUUCGACAAUUAGCGUCAUUUACACAUUGCCAACAUCAUGAUGAUCAUCAACAAUCAAUGACAACGACUAAUAGUAAUACACCGAAAUAUUUAGAUAACGUUAUGAAUUGGAGAUCAAAACCUGACAACCCUAGAUUAAUAAGUUUAUCAAAGACACGAGAAAUUACUUUGGUAACAUCAUUACCAGAAUGUUAUAACGACUCUUGCAAUUCCAGUCGAAGAUUUUCCCAAGCAUUUCAUCGAUGCUUCAAUAAAAAUGAUCAAUCUUCUAUAGAACCUACAACAAUAGGUAUUCUUACUGAUUGUUCACAAAAAUUCUUUACACAGCACAGAUCUCCAUCAUUGACUAAAUUUCCGUUUGGAAAUAAAUUAGCACAUAGUCAUUCAAAUGUAAUAAGACAUAAUAGUAUUGAUAGUAAUCAUACUAUUCACUCAACGAAUCCUCAAGAUUUAAAUAAGACUGAAUUUGUUGGAUUAAAGAGUAGUAUUCUAUAAUUUUCUUUAAUAGCAAUCAUUUUGAUAGAUUUAAUUGUAUUUAAGCAUUUGCAAUUUGAGAUUAUUGAAAUUAAUUGAAUAAUAAAUUUUUUAAAUAUAUAGAGAGGAAUUAUCGCAAAUCAAAUAUCAGAUAAAUAUCCUAAGAAAGAAAGAGUUACUUAAUUAACUAAAUUAAUUAAUUUUAGACUUGAAACAUUGUUUCUAGUAGCUGAACAGUAUUAUUCUUGGAAGAAUUGUUCAGUAUAUUGAUUGUCUCCAAUAGAAUCGCUUGUCAUAGGAUUUAUAAAUAUUAAUUUAUCAUUAAAAUUUUUUUUAUAUCAAAUUUUUAGUAGAGAAUAUUAAGCUGGAAACAUAAAUUUAGAUGUCCAAACAACCUGUGAUUAAAUCAAUAAUAUAAUAAAAACUUGAUAAAAAAAUAAUAAUUUUUACCAUUCUAAUUAUUUUAAACAGUUCUAAUAUUAGUAGAUACUAAGAGAAGCAUU
Molecule: messenger RNA, 3061 nt
Organism: Chelonus insularis
Lineage: Eukaryota; Metazoa; Arthropoda; Insecta; Hymenoptera; Braconidae
Product: pyrokinin-1 receptor-like
Exons: 5
Coding region: 759-2579 (606 amino acids)
Biological process (GO): neuropeptide signaling pathway
Cellular component (GO): plasma membrane
Molecular function (GO): neuromedin U receptor activity
Source: RefSeq, a predicted model, not a curated record